Chara braunii is the source of this 1181-nucleotide messenger RNA. Lineage: Eukaryota; Viridiplantae; Streptophyta; Charophyceae; Charales; Characeae. The record is from the annotation of a GenBank genome assembly.
GGGCGGGGGUGUCGUCGAAGAUGUUGCGGGGGUGUGGCAGGGCAUCAGUGCGUCCCCAUCACCAAGGGAGCAUGGAGAUAGGGACGAGCGAUGCAGCAUGGAGAUAGGGACGAGCGAUGCAGCAUGGAGAUAGGGACGAGCGAUGCACUCCCCCUUGCCGGAUGAUAUGCGGCCUCAACAUGGUCACCCCUGCUUGCGAGGCGGGGGAGAAGAGGCACGUCUGGCGUUUUGGAGCACAAGAAGGGCAGUCAAGCGAGAACGGCAACCAUGGGGUACGGGUGGCGGAGAGUGCCAGUGACGUGGACACAGGUGAUGAGGCUGCACAGGUGGAGGGAGGCGGUGUGCCUGGGAAGAGGAGAACCAGGCCAUGGCCGCUGGAGGGGCGCCUCAAUCUGGUGAGGUUCAUGAAGGAGGAUGACGCAAAGAUGACAAUGGCGUCUGGUCGACUGAAGCACGCGAGGAGGUCAAUGAGGAACGAAUGGGUGUCAAGGAAGAUGAGGGCUGCUGGUUGGGUCAAGUCGGCAGAGGACUGCAGGAAGAAGUGGUCCGACCUCAUGGGGAAGAUGAAGAACAUCCUGCACAAGUGCAACGCGUCAGAGAAGUUGUCAUAUUGGGACAUAAGCGUCGAAUAUAGGAAAAGGGAGGGAAUCCCGACGACGUUUGAGCAGCCGCUGUGGGAGGAGAUGGAGUGGGCACAUCGAAAACCGUUUGUUGCCUGUGACAACACCAUGGCAUCGUUGAACUUGCAGGGUGCUGAAAGCGCCAUGGGUCGUCAGAAGGCGGGAGCCGGCGUGGUGUGAGCACAGAAGAAUCGGACGGCUUGCAGAGGAAACGGUGUGGGCCGACAGGAAAAGAGCAUGUUGAUGACCAGCCAUCGGUGUCAUCUGUGGAGAGGGCUCUGCUUGGUUCCUUGGCGGUGCGUGAAGGGAUGCACAAGGCCGCGGGCACUCUUGCCCUGGCAAGCACAGAGGGUGCGAAGCUGAUGGCGACCUAGGUCGGUGCUGUGGCAAGUGCUAUAAAGGAGGGAAACACUGUGCUGCAGCUGUUGGUCGGCGUCAUGGCUGACCGCCGAGGAGCGGGGACCGGAAUGCGGGGAGGAGAUCAUUGGGACACCAGCCCAUCCAACUGCUGAAACGCGAGUGCAUGACGACAGCAUCACAUGAUAAACAUAAAAAUUGGAG